GAAGCAGCUUACAACCUGUGUUUCUUCGCAUCACAGAAGAGGCGAUAUAUUGUUCAUACCCUUUACUGUCAUUACUUACUGAGAACCUUGCAUUGCUGAAUUAAAGAUGACACUUCUAGUUCAAUCACAAACAAUUUGGCAUGAACCAUGCUACCACCCUAUGGCGUUAAGAGCAGCUGACCAACUUGGUUCGCAUGAGCGAAGGAUAGCUCUGGUAAGUUUGUUCAGUCAUUUAUGGAAGCUGAGAACUUUUUAACCCAGAGCACAAGCAAACUUCGAUUCUGUUGAUUUGAUUUGAGGUCUUUUCAUGUGUUCCCUAUCUAAGUAUUGUCUCUUGCUGACCUCUAGUUUAUCCUAUCCCAGAGUCGUUAUACCAACUUUGUUUAUUCUUCUUUAUUCUUUCCGUGUAUCCAUUGAUUACUGUGUUUCUAUAGUUGCUUGGUGAUGAAUGAAUUUGAAUUUCCAGUAUAUUAUGCAAAACUACAGUAGCACAUAACCUACUGGUAAAAUAGUGCUGCUGCUCCAUUAGACUUUAAAAGAUAGGGAUGUCUGGAAAUUCUUGGACAUCAGACACGUUGGGGGAUUUAUCAUUAAUGUGUGGUAAGAGAAAAUCAAUGCAUCAAAUCUCUGAAAUGUUCUAGUUUGGAGAGGAGCCCACUGAUAAUGCUGAUUGAUUCCAUUUUCUCAGAUAAUUAAGUAGCACGCCCAGCUUUGCCAACCACUACCAGAGGAGCAGAUCCAACAACAAGGCAGCGUUCAGUUGGGCACACUUCAUUAAUUGGUAACAAAAAAUGGAAGGCUCCACUGGUGUCCAAAUCGUUGACCCCGUGGGAGGGGUCGGAGAUCAAUCGCAGCAGCAGUACUGAAAGUGCAGACUACAUCAAGCUAUCCACACCACUUGUUAGAAUAAUUGGGCUGGCCCAAUUAUUUAAUUAAUUAAAUAAAUCCCAAGGCCUAUUAGUGGUGGUAGUUACAAAUAGAACAAAACCAACUUGGAAGAGGGUCUCUGACCAACUUAUAGGGUGGAGUUGUGCUACACCUGUUGAGAAGUUUAUAAGUUGGAGUUGUGCUACACCUGUUGAGAAGUUGAGAGAGGGAUAGCAGGAUGCCCCGCGCGCGCUCGCUCACCUUGCCGAGACGCGACGUGAUGUGUGGGCUCGGACAAUUUCUAGCCAUUAUUGGCUAGCAGUUACCACAAAAACUGACCAUUUGAUUGCUUUAUUAACCUGGGCAUCCAAGGGUCUUCUGGUGCCUACAAGAGAGGUGCUACCUCUCAUUCUUUCGUGCGCGAAACACAUACUGCCAUAAUGCCAGAGCUUUUCUCCACUGCUACGCUGUGCUUUUGCUAUCUCCGUUCCGUUGAUUUGUGCACGGAUUUUACCGGAAGAGUAGGUCUCCGAAGCUGCGCUCUUCACCAAAGACUCUGCACCCGAGGAGUAGAAGGGCGAUCAAGUUUUUAGGGAGCGCAUCUGCACGACUGCUCGCUGUGCACAACUACUUCCUGAAGGCGCAACUGCACUGCGGUCAUCUGCACGCAUCGACUUCUGAUCGACUACAUCGAACAAGCUCAACUAACAAUGUUGGGUAAUGGCGCAUCUGGUUCCUCCGGAACUGGCGCCGCCUCAUGUGGUCCACAGGUGGUUCCUCGACACUUGCCCCGUGCUGAACCUCUACCCUUCGGCAAGCUGGAAGAUAUCGUCCAGCGCGACAGGAACACUCGCCGGUGGUGCGUGAGUGUUUAUUCCAUUUCUCCGCGGAGGGCAUAAAGAAGCUGAAGGCGAAGGCAAACGCCUAGGUUGCUGGAACGCCAAGUUUUUUAAUGUUAAUCAGGUUGUUGUAAUCUUCAUUAGUGUGCGAGUUUGUACCUUUUUAUGUAAUAAGACCUAUGUACUAGACUGAUUUUCUCCUCUUGCUUAAAUGAUUCCCUCAGCCCCAGCUUUGCACACCACUACCAGUGGCAGGCGCCGGCAAGGAAGCCAUUCACAUCCAGUGCUUGAAAGCACCACCCAAUUAAAGAUGGAAGGCGCCACCGUCGAGGUCCAGAUCGUGUCCAGGCGUGUCAUCCGGCCACAGCAGGCGACCUCGCCGGACGGCACGCCGCCAGAGCCGGAGAUCAUGCACCUGACGCCAUGGGAUCUCCGCGUGAUCACGGUGGAUCACAUCCAGAAGGGAGUCCUGCUGCCCAAGCCCCAAACAGGAGGAGAAGCGGCGCACCUCGUCGACAGCCUUGCCUCGUCCUUCGCGCGCGCCCUCGACCGAUUCUACCCUCUGGCCGGCCGCCUCACCGUCGCUGAGGCCACUGAUGGCGGCGUGCCCCGUCCGGGCAUCGUCGUCUCCCUGUGCUGCAACGGUGAGGGCGCCGAGUUCGUCCACGCCGUGGCGCCGGAGGUCACUGUCCGCGAUAUCACGGCGCCGGUGUACAUCCCGCGGGUGGUGUGGUCGCUCUUCCCGUUGAACGGGGCGCUGGGCACGGACGUGUCCCUCCCUGUUCUAGCGGCGCAGGUCACCGAGCUCGCCGACGGCGUCUUCGUGGCCAUGUCGCUCAACCACGGCGUCGCUGACGGGACGACGUUCUGGCACUUCUUCAACACCUGGUCAGAGAUCAGCCGGAGCAGCAGUAGUCAUGCCGGCGGUGAGCUCUCCACGCCGCCGCCGGUGCUCGAGAGGUGGUUCCUCGAGACUAGCUCAGUGCCUAUCACUCUGCCCUUCGGCAAGCUGGAAGACAUCGUCCGGCGGCCGGAGUACCCCCCGGUGCAGGAGUGCUUCUUCAAUUUCUCAGCGGAGAGCGUGAGGAAGCUGAAGGCGAGGGCGAACGCCGAGAUGGCCGGCACGGCGACGGCCACCAGCACCAUCUCGUCGCUGCAGUCCCUGCUCGCGCACACAUGGCGAGCGGUGUGCCGUGCCCGGGAGCUCGCGCCGGAGCGGGAGACGACGUGCAUCCUCCUCGUCGGAUGCCGGGGACGUGUGAAAGGUAUACCGCGGGACUACGUCGGCAACACCGUGGUGUCUGCCGUCGUCAGAUGGACGGCCGGCGAGGUCGUGGAGAAAGGUCUCGGCUGGGCGGCGUGGCUCUUGAACCGCGCCGUGGCGUCGUUCGACGAGGCGACGUUGAGGGACGACCUGGCAUCGUGGCCGCAGGAUCCAUGGUUCGUGUACUUGAAGCCGCCGGGGGAGGCCGCCGCCAACAUCGUGACCGGGAGCUCGCCGCGGUUCGACGUGUACGGCAACGACUUCGGGUGGGGCCGGCCGGUGGCCGUCCGUAGCGGCGCCGGGGACAAGAGGGAUGGGAAGGUGACGGUGUACGAGGGGCGCGGCGGCGCGGGCAGCAUGGCGCUCGAGGUGUGCCUGGCGCCCGAGGCGCUCGCCAGGCUCGUCGCCGACGAGGAGUUCAUGGAGGCGGUGAGCGCCGCCACCACCGCGUGAAGACGGCGCCAUGCGCGGGAGUCAGGCUCCUCCGCUGCUUGUCGCCGCCGCCGACGAGGGAUUCCGGGCUUGGAGUGCGCGCCUCGUGAGUCGUGAGUGCUUCUUCAUUAUCUUUUCGGAAAUUGUAGGAAGCUGAAAGCGAAGGCGAAGGCCGAGAUAUCCGGUACCGGCGACGGCCGCCAUCUCGUCGUUGCAACCCUGCUCGCGCAUUUUCAGAGGAGUACGUUCGUGUGGUUUCAGAGGAACAGAGCCCAUUUUCGGGCAAAGAUUCCAACAAAAAGGAUGUUAGCCAAAUGCCCAAACCUUGUACGUGUCUUAGUUACUUUAUUUUGUGUUGUGUCUGUCACAUGCUUGAGCCCACGAGGUGUGAUGGCCUUGCAUGUCAGUUCAGGUUGUGGCGAGAAUAGCUCGGAGCAGACUGAGUAUUUGGGCUACGGGAUACGCUCUCGCGUCGUGGGUCGCAGGGAUGGACGCGGCAUUGUCGCGGCGAGAGAAGUGCUCGUGCGCUCGUUUUCUUUUCAGUUGUAAUCGGUCAAUAAAAGUGAGAAUACAACAACAGAAAAGCUGCAGCUUCAUCGCAGCACAAAA
Molecule: messenger RNA, 4011 nt
Organism: Setaria italica (foxtail millet)
Lineage: Eukaryota; Viridiplantae; Streptophyta; Magnoliopsida; Poales; Poaceae
Exons: 4
Coding region: 1918-3423 (501 amino acids)
Source: RefSeq, a predicted model, not a curated record